AUGCAUUCACCGUCAUCUAAUCAUUCACCAUCAAGUGAAAUCUUACUGAAACGUUUUCGUCUAUGGAAACGUCAAUAUCUUCAUAUAGUCAUUUAUACAUCAUUAUUUUGGAUAUUUAUUGAUGUUUUUUUUAUAAUGUUAUUUUCUGAUUGUACAAAAGAAAUUAUUGUACCUUGUCCAUCAUCUGUAUCGACUGAUAAAUAUUCUACCAUUAGUGAACGUAAUGUUCAAUUGCACCCAAAGAUAAUUAUCGAUAAAAUAAGCUAUAGAAAGAAGAUGCUAUUAAAUAAUCAAAACAUCACUGAAACAGCGAAGAAAAGCAUUGCUCCGAAAUGGUGGGAAGGUGAUUCAGGUGCAACGAAUCCAACGAAUUGGCAAGGUGAAGCUGGUCGUGCUGUUGUUAUUCCCAAUGAAUUGAAAGAAGAAGCAAAAAAACGUUUUGUAGAAAAUCAAUUUAAUAUUCUUGCUUCAGAUUUGAUGGCACUCAAUCGUUCAGUUCGAGAUCAACGAUCACCAAAAUGUCUAGCACAUAAAUUUCCAUCUGAUUUACCAUCAACAUCAAUUAUUAUUGUAUUUCAUAAUGAAGGUAAUUCAACAUUACUUCGAACAUUAACCAGCAUUAUUUUACGAAGUCCAAUAAAGUAUAUACAUGAAAUAAUCAUGGUCGAUGAUGCUAGCAUUAGUCGAGAAUAUCUUAAAGAUCCAUUAGAAACAUUUAGUAAAUCAUUACCUGUACGAGUUCAAAUAUUAAGAAAUGCGGAUCGAUUAGGAUUAAUGAAAUCACGUCUAAGAGGUGCUGAAAUAGCUACUGGUGAAACGUUAACAUUUCUUGAUGCUCAUGUUGAAUGUUCAGCUGGUUGGCUUGAAUACUUAUUGUAUGAAAUUAAAAAAGAUCGAACAGCUGUUGUAUGUCCAAUAAUUGAUGUAAUCAAUGAUGAUGAUUUUGCUUAUUUAACUGGUAGUGAUAUGACUUGGGGUGGAUUUAAUUGGAGAUUAAACUUUCGUUGGUAUCCAGUACCACAACGAGAAGAAGUACGACGAAAUGGUGAUCAUUCUUUACCAUUAUUAUCGCCGACAAUGGCUGGUGGUUUAUUUACAAUAAACCGUGAAUACUUUUACGAAAUUGGUGCUUAUGAUCCAGGCAUGGAAGUGUGGGGCGGUGAAAAUUUAGAAAUGUCAUUUCGUGUUUGGCAAUGCGGUGGAAAAGUUCUUAUUCAUCCAUGUAGUCAUGUUGGUCACGUAUUUCGUAAACAAACACCAUAUACGUUUCCGGGUGGUACUGGCAAUGUCAUCUAUCAUAAUAAUAAGCGGCUUGUUGAAGUAUGGCUUGAUAAAUAUAAAGAUUUUGUGUAUGCCAUUAUGCCUGAACUGAAACGUGUCGAUGCUGGCGAUGUGUCAGAACGUCUUGCUUUUCGAGAACGCCUUAAAUGUAAAGAUUUUCAAUGGUAUUUACAAAAUAUAUAUCCUGAAAGUUCAAUGCCUGUUGAUUUUCAUCAUGUUGGAGCAUUAAAAAAUGAAGUACACGGUUGUGUUGAUUCAUUGGGUUUUAACAAUGAUAAUGGAGCUAAUCAAGAUGCAGGCAUUUUGCCUUGUCAAAAUCAAGGUAUGCGUAUGGAUUCAAUGUCUUGUUUAACUUUUCAUCAUGUCUACGGUAGUCACGGGACGAAUCGUACGGCUACAUUUAACAUACAAAAAUGUAUCGAUCGAACGCAUUCACCCGUAGCUGCCGUUACCCAGAUUUUGGCUUAUUCUAAAAAAGGUGAACUUCGUGUUGAUGAUCUUUGUAUGGAAGGUAGUGCCAAUAUUGCUAUUAAAUUGCAAAAAUGUUCACUAGGAAAUCAGAAACAAAUGUGGAACUAUAAUAAUCAGACGCGAAAUAUGAAACAUGUUACAUCAGGGCAAUGUAUGACUGCUGAUAAAACAAAAACUUCUGGCCAAUUAAUACUUGCUUCUUGUGAAACAGGCGAUAAUGCAAAUCAACGAUGGUAUUUCGAUCAACCAUUGUUAACAUAA
This is a messenger RNA of Rotaria socialis, 2013 nucleotides long. The record is from the annotation of a GenBank genome assembly. NCBI's taxonomy places the organism in Eukaryota, Metazoa, Rotifera, Eurotatoria, Philodinida, Philodinidae.